CCUGUAAGAGUCAUAGUCAAGAAGCUCAGGAAUAUCUGGAUGAGCUGAAGCUGGCUGUGGCCUGGAACAGAGUCGACAUCGCUAAGAGUGAAAUAUUCAAUGGGGAUGUUGAAUGGAAGUCAUGUGACCUAGAAGAAGUGAUGAUGGACGCCCUGGUGAAUGAUAAGCCAGAAUUUGUCAAGUUAUUUAUUGACAAUGGGGCCAACAUAUAUGACUUCCUGACGUACAGCCGGCUGCAGAGACUCUACUGUACCAUCUCGCCAAAGUGUCUCCUCUAUUCACUUUUGCUUAAAAAACAUGAAGAAAAUAGACUCACUUUGGCAGGGAUGAGUGGUCAACAGCACAAGGAAAUGAUAGAUACUUGCCCACUCUUUACUCUCCAUGAAGUUUCCAGGGUGCUGAAGGAUUUUUUACAUGAUGCAUGCAGAGGUUUCUAUCAAGAACCUAAGUCUGGAAGCAAGAAGAAAACCGAUAAGUCACAUGCCAAAAGGUUACCUGGCCCUUUGGAUAUGAAUCAGAAAAGUGAAAAUCCUUGGAGAGAUUUAUUUUUAUGGGCAGUACUUCAAAAUCGGCACAAGAUGGCAUACUAUUUCUGGGCUAUGGGGCAGGAAGGUGUCGCUGCAGCCCUGGCGGCUUGUAAAAUCGUCCGAGAGAUGUCCCAUCUGGAGACCGAAGCUGAAGUAGUCUGCAGAAUGAAAGAAGCGAAAUAUGAGCAGCUUGCUGUGGAACUAUUCAGUGAGUGCUACCACAACAGCGAGGACCGGGCUUUCGCUUUGCUGGUGAGGAGAAACCGUUUCUGGAGCAAAACCACUUGUCUCCACUUGGCCACAGAAGCAGAUACCAAGUCUUUCUUUGCACACGAUGGGGUGCAGGCUUUUCUGACAAAAAUCUGGUGGGGAGAUAUGUCAACAUCCACCCCUAUCUUGAAGCUAAUUUGUGGAUUUUGGUGUCCUUUCCUGAUAUAUACUAAUUUGAUAUCAUUCAGUGAGGAAACCCAAUCAGUGGAAGAGCCAGAAUCAUUUAAAGAGCUUGACAGCUUGGAUACAGAAAGGACGUUGCUUUUUCCCAAGGAACUGGAUAGGGGAGAUACCAAAUUAGAAACACAGGAUACUUCUGGAAGUGUAGCAUAUGGAACAGUUGUGUUUACACGAUGGAAAAAAUUCUGGACUGCUCCGGUCACAGUGUUUAUGGGAAAUGUUAUCAUGUACUUUGCUUUCCUCUUUCUGUUUUCCCAUGUCCUCUUGGUGGAUUUUAAACCACCCCCACCUAAAGGCCCGUCAAUCCUUGAGGUUAUACUUUACUUUUGGGUUUUUACAGUGGUCUUGGAAGAAAUCCGACAGCCGUCCAUGCAUAACUGGAAUAAGUGUGAUAUGGUUGCAAUCUUCCUGUUCAUCGUUGGAGUCACCUGCAGAAUGCUGAAUUCAACCUUUCAAGAUGGCCGAACAAUACUAGCUAUUGAUUUUAUGGUGUUUACCCUUAGACUGAUUCAUAUUUUUGCCAUUCAUAAGCAGCUGGGCCCAAAGAUUAUCAUUGUGGAGAGAAUG
This is a messenger RNA of Gekko japonicus, 1544 nucleotides long. Its product is annotated as transient receptor potential cation channel subfamily M member 5-like. Gene Ontology annotation, molecular function: calcium-activated cation channel activity; ligand-gated calcium channel activity. Lineage: Eukaryota; Metazoa; Chordata; Lepidosauria; Squamata; Gekkonidae. The annotation marks the transcript as partial. Gene Ontology annotation, biological process: calcium ion transmembrane transport. The transcript is spliced from 10 exons. The record is from RefSeq and is a predicted model, not a curated record.